AUGCCUUCGCCUGAUGUUGUCAUCACGGACUUCGAAAAAGGCACCAUGAACGCCGUGAAGCAGGUCUUCGGUGAAGAACAGCUGGGACUAAGUACAAGGUACAAAGAAGAAGAGGAGUUUCGCCACUUUAUUGGCAUGCUAGAUGGCCUCGCAUUCCUUCCCCUUCGUGACGUAGAAGCGGGGAUGUUGUUUCUGAAAGCUGUCGCUCCAGGAGAAGCGGAAGCUGUGGUCGCCUACUUCGACGAAACAUACGUGAAUGGAACGUACCGUCACGUUGGAAGACUCGACGAGAACCCACGGAUUCGUCGCACACCAGCAAGGUUCCCCCCUGAAGUAUGGAAUGUCCACGACGUCACCCUGGACGGGGGAGAUCGAACAAACAACCAUUGCGAAGCAUGGAACAGAAGAUUCGGCAGCUUGAUCGGCCACUCCCACCCCACCGUAUGUCGUGCAAUAGAUGCACUCCGCCUGGAGCAUUCAGCGGUAGAAGGGAAGUUAGCACAGUCACUCGCGGGAGUUCCGCUCGUGAAGAGGCACAAGGCUUCCACCUUACAGCUGCAGGAGAGGCUCCGUCGCCUCUGUCAAGAUUAUGCAGACGAAAGGAGGACACUCGAGAGCUUUCUACGGGGCAUCGGGCACGCAGUUCGCUUGCGAACGUGA
Messenger RNA from Ornithodoros turicata, 660 nucleotides. RefSeq lists its product as uncharacterized. The coding region runs from base 1 to 660 and encodes 219 amino acids. Lineage: Eukaryota; Metazoa; Arthropoda; Arachnida; Ixodida; Argasidae. The transcript has 2 exons. The record is from RefSeq and is a predicted model, not a curated record.